Molecule: messenger RNA, 4707 nt
Organism: Spodoptera frugiperda (fall armyworm)
Lineage: Eukaryota; Metazoa; Arthropoda; Insecta; Lepidoptera; Noctuidae
Exons: 8
Coding region: 340-2454 (704 amino acids)
Biological process (GO): endoplasmic reticulum tubular network organization
Cellular component (GO): cytoplasmic microtubule; endoplasmic reticulum membrane; endoplasmic reticulum tubular network
Molecular function (GO): microtubule binding
Source: RefSeq, a predicted model, not a curated record
AAGACUUGUGUUCGCCUUUUAUCAUUCUUUUCACCUUCAGACGUAAACUAGCUUGCUUAAAGAAUAGUUGUGUUUUCUGGAUCAAAUUCCAAUUUCAUCAUUUCAUCCGAUAUUUUGAGAUUAUUUACCCGUUUGGGUGCAAGUGAAGUACAUUUGUAACUGAAUACGUGGUGACGCAUUAAACAAAGAAAAGUUAAGCUUCGUUGCGGAAUUCGUCACUAGGGUAUCCCAGUGCACUGCCGGGUGCUAUUUUCGGCAAAGCUCGGCCGUUCGCCUCUGGUGCAGCGAAGAGAAGAUUUAGUCUGUGGCGCUCACGGCUUGCGUCCGCGUCGUUGUUCUAUGCAACAAGUGAAAUUGGUUUUCGGGACCCUCUACCCGGCUUAUGCAUCAUAUAAAGCUGUCCGGACGAAGAACUUAAAGGAAUACGUAAAAUGGAUGAUGUAUUGGAUAGUGUUCGCUUUAUUCACUUGCACGGAGACGUUUACGGACGUGUUCCUGUCAUGGUUCCCCUUCUAUUACGAGGUGAAGAUAGUCCUGGUACUGUGGCUGUUGUCUCCAGCCACCAAGGGCUCCUCCAUACUGUACAGGAAGUUUGUGCACCCGGCGCUCUGCAGGCGGGAACAAGAAAUAGAUGAGUACAUAGCGAAGGCCAAAGAUCAGGGUUACCACACAGUGCUCAAUUUGGGCACUAAAGGCGUCAACUAUGCGACCACAGUAAUCAUGCAGACUGCCAUAAAAGGUGGCGGCGGGCUAGUUCAGCAAAUACGCAAGAGUUACAGCCUGUCAGACCUGACGGAGUGCGAGCCGCGUGAGGAGAGAGGAAGCGAUGAAGCUGAUGAUGUUCUCACAGAACCUAGGCUUCUGCGACGAGGUGGUAAAAGUGGUUUCUCCACCCGUCGCAGCGCUUCAGAGUCGAACAGCCGUUCUCCCAUGUAUUUCCCUGAGGUCGAUGUUGAUGUCAGACCUCGACCAAGAUCUGACGAACCAGAUUUCAGUCACAUAAAAUCAACAGAGGACAUAAGUUCGGGCUAUUCAAGCGCGGACAACAGUGCAUCACUCACUCGUACGGCGUCGCUCGGCGCAGGCGCCCGUGCGCGCGGCCGUACUACCCGUACUACUGUUACUACCAUCAAGCGACCACAAGCUGCUGAGGAAAAUGAAGUAAUCAUCGAGGAGCUACACGACGACGAUAGUUUUGAAUAUUCGAAUAUGCCCGCUCUAAUUAAUCUCCCGUCUCCUCUCUAUUUGUCCCACACGCAACCUCCCUUCAUAUACCAAUAUGUUGGCGACCAAGUAAAGAUCCUCCAAGUACUAGGUAAUUACCCAUUCGCUGCAAAUGUUAAUAAUCAAACUAAUAACAAUACAGAUCACUGGGACCAAAAAGAAGUCAUUUCCGAAGAAGCUUCAGUAAUUAGUUCAGUAGAUAAAGAUAAUGCGAAUAAUAAAAGUUCUGAAGAAGUUGUUAAGAGUAACGAAAGCGAUGUUGUUUCGGACAUUCCUAUUGCAAGUCAACCAAAAGACAAUAAUGAUGACCAAUCUAGUUCAAAUAAUGAAGAUGUAGUGUUUGAGACUGCCCUGGAUACUAAUGAUAAACAAUCCGUAGAUAGAGAAAUGAAAGAAGCAAUAACUGCAAUUUUAGAAGAACACACUGAUGCUACUAGUCUUGACACCUCUAUAAACGACAAUGACUCUGCCGAAAGUGAUGACGAGGCGUCUUUUGGAACUCCCGAAGACUCUCCUAAAAGCAAGAGAAAAACUCCAAAAGGAAAAUAUGGCAAAAGCAAGGCGCCACCACCACCGCCCAAAAUUGAUGCGGGAAACGUACCACAAGAUGAUAGUAAAGAAACUUCUAGUAAAUCAGAGACAGAUACAGUUAUAAAAAGUACGACGUCCCAAGAAAGUUUAAAUGAUAUUGUAAAUAAACUACCAAAUACAACCAUUAAGGAAUCUGGAUCAUCAAAAAGCCUACAAGUCAUUAAUCCCAUAGCUGAAAACAAAAAGAGGCAUAAAUCCAAAUCGCCAGCUCGAAUCCCAAAAGGCAACAGUUCUGGAUUAGGAAAACUAUUACAGUUGCCAGGCAAAUUUGCUUUUUGGAAUAAGAGUGAAGAGAAACCAAAAGUAGAUGAAACAUCAACUUCGUCAGAUGAUCACAGUCGAAGGUCAUCAACCAUUGAAAAGGGUGUUGAUGACUUUCAAGAUUGUACGGAGUUGGACACUGUCGGCACUGACGAAGCCAAACCUGAUGAUUUACCACAGAUUGAAAAAUCAGAUGAUCAAAUUAGUUUCAAAGAUGCAUCUGGUUUAGACGAAGAAGUCAUAUUAUCUCAAAACAUUAUAGAUAAGAGUGAUGCUCUGCAGAAGCUCAUUGAAGCUAAGAUAGCUGGUCAUCCAGAAUAUAAGUUUAUAUCUUUACACGAAGAAACGCCCACUUCGUCGAAAAGUACAGACGUGUAGGGCUAUUCCUAAAUUCCCAAGCCGCUUUUAUUUGCAGCUGAAGUUAGCCAAAACAGUAUGUUUAUUUUAGUUUCGUUUUGUGAGUGUUAUUUACAUGCAUGGUUUUAGUUUGUUCGCCUUUUAUAACAAUACUACACCAAAGUUAAUCUCAAAAUGUAUGUUACACCUAAACAAAUGCUUAGCAUUUCAUAAUGAGUGUAGUGUUGUAUUUUAUUUUUAUAUUUAUUUAAAUCAAUGUUUCCUAAUCCUGUGUAAUCACUUACAACCUAAGCCAAUUUAUAACUCUAUGUAUAAUAUGGUUGCACUUUUAGUAAUUGUUAAUACUUUUUACUGGACUGAGUGUUAAAAAAUGCCACCAUCUUCUACUACAAAUGAGUAGUGCUUGUGCUUUUUUGAGUUAGUUAUCAAUUUACUCCUUUUAUUUUCAGGCAAUGCUGACGGCCUCUGCUACCAUUCCUCGCGCAAAAAAAUCUAAUAAAAGGAAAACACAGUAGAUCGUAUCCAAAUAAGUAUUACGUUAUCCUUCUAGCCGAGCUUCGUGCAAGAACGAUUUAUGCUCUCUAUAUUCUGGAAAAUUAUACUAUACAUUUUAUUUUAAAAGAAUAAAAAUUUAAGUAAACAUAAAAUGUGCAGCUAUUAGGGAGCAUAAUGUUUUUCCAAUCUUCCGCGCUUUGACAUUGUUGAAUGUAUACUAUUUAACCUACACCACAUUGGCCAAAGGUAGACCUGCAUGCGAAUCUCACUUAGCUGUUAAUUUCACGAAACGGUAUUUAGUGAUUGGUAAUAUAAUUACAAAAGAUGCGGUUAAACUCAACCGAUUGAAUGGUCUUCUCCUUCAUUAUGCCCGAUCUUGACUGUACUUCUUUGUAAACACUUAUUAUAACUAAUAGGUAUUGUUUGACAUAAGUAACUACGUAGUUUAAUUUCGUAUAAAACUAUUUCCUGGCUAUGGGUUUCUUAGCCAACGGUUAGUCUAUUAAUUUAUAUUUUCGCGACUGUCAUUAGCGGAUUAAAAAAUGCAUCAUUCUUCCUCUGAAAAAAUAAAAUCGAAUCAAUUUUUUUACUACAUAAAGUGGCUUCCAGAUACGGUUUUUUUUUCAAUUGAUGCAAAAUUAAUUCGAUUGAAUUCAUGCUGAUCUCAACCAAGUCGCGGUUUGAUUAUUAAAUGUUAACUCAACGAUGACUAACCGUCUAUUUAUUAUAUUAGGCAUCAAAUGCGUGAUUGUUUUUAUGGAUAUUAUUUAUGAGAUACAAAUUCUCAAUAAUUCUCCUUUUACUCUUAACGCCAGUAUUUGUAUUAGUUUUUGUAUGGCUAUGUCAUUGAGAAUCUUAUAAAGAAAUUGUAGUGAAGUGAAGUUAGUCAAUCAUUACUAUUAAAAUAUCAUAGUGACCAUCAAGAGGCCGUAAUAAUAGGACAUAUCAGUCCUACAUAUUUACUAUUAUAGUAUUACUAAGCAUUGUUACCCAAAUAUUACUAUAAUACCACAUUCGCGUUCUAAUUAUCGGUAAUUUAUAAUUUUAGCCAAAAAUUGCCAAAUUGACACUAAACGACUCAACAAUUAGCAGAAGUUAUUUUGUAUUAGUCAUAUUUAUUAUAGAAUUAGUUUAUAGAAAAAUAAAACUAGUCGUUAAUAAUGAAUUUAAUUGAUAAACAGCUUCAAUGAGGCUUCAUAUCGGAAUUGUAUGAGAAUGUCAGGCGAGAUGCGGUAAGGCAAAAAUUAUGAAAUCACAAACUGGAGUCUGCUUUGAAUAAAAAGCAUUUUCUUAUUCUAAUGAAGUUUUACAGAUAUUUUAUGAAACCUUGGUUUUGUGAUACCGAAUUUGAGCUCAUUUACACCAGGAUUAUAGAUAAGAGAAAGGUACAGCACAAAAUGCAAACAAUGUGGAAUAUUGAAUAAAGAUUUAUUUUUACAGAUCACUACAAUAGUAUGUCCCUUUUUCUCAGAAGAUUAUGAAAGUUCCUCAUUAUAAUUAUUUACAAAUAAUUUGUAAUUCAAUAAUUAUUAUGAAAGUAAUAGUUGAUUGAACUUAUUGUAACACAGUAUGUCAAUAUUUCCAAAUUAGUUGGUUGUGCAGCUAGCAUUUUGUGUCCUUUUCAAUGGAAUGUUACUGCAUUUUUAUUCAUUUGAUGUUACCCUAUAAUUUAGUUACCUCGUUACAUAAAAAUGUAUAUUUAUUUACUAGUUGACUGUCACAUUUUUGCGUAAUAAUUUGUGUUUGAGUUUAUUGAAAUAAAUGACUAUCAUAAUUAUA